AUGGGCUUCAGUGCUUGGAGGACUCGUAGAUGGGCUGCUGUUGACAGUUCUUGUCACGCCUACACAAUCCAAACCUGGACGAUGAGGAUGGGCAAUGACGAUAUGGAGUGGGUGAAGGAUGGCAUGGUCGACUCCUCUGAGCUCUGGGCCCUCGACACCUACAAGGGCCUCCAGUGCUUCCCACUCGACCACCUCGUCGUAAGCUUGGACGAACCUGAGGUCAUCUGCUUCUGGUUGCACGAGCCCCCAGAGGACGGCUACUGGAGCUAUAGAGACAGGACGGUACAAGUGCUGAUGGUCAACACGAGAAGCAAAACAAUACAUUCUGUCUCACGCUACGAAGAUGGGUUGUGGCACAGGGGAGAUGGACUAAUCCCUAGCAACGUAUCAUAUUUCUUCAAUUCUUAUCUAGGUAGUGGUAGUGAUGCUACAUUCACAGGACAAAGGCAGGAGGACAUUGAGAGGCCACCGCCGGUCAUCGUUGACGAGCAGCUAAAAAGAGAAGAUGACGAUGGCAGCAAUUCAACAAAACUUGCUUCGUUCGCUGAGUCUUCUGUGCAAGCAUCAGAGAUCUUUGAGGCAUUUCAGGAGAUACCUAGGUAUGGAUUGGAUCAUGAUGAGCUAAAAGUGUAUAGAAUUCUUAACCAUGACAACUGCCGCCGGUUCAGAUCUCUUUUAAGGUUACCAAAGAAUCUGAGGAAGGAUUGGUUGUUGAUGGAGAUUAAGGCGAGCGAAGAUUGA
This is a messenger RNA of Miscanthus lutarioriparius, 741 nucleotides long. Lineage: Eukaryota; Viridiplantae; Streptophyta; Magnoliopsida; Poales; Poaceae. The record is from the annotation of a GenBank genome assembly.